AUGUCUGUACACUGGAAAAAACUUCCAUUCACUAUGGAAGAAUACAAAGCUAAGCUGAAGAGUAUCCUCGAAGGUAUGAACCACAACAACAUCCCUAAACGUGACCCAAACAACAAACUUGAGCAAAGUUCCUUGUGUGGUCAGACUCUAGUUGACCAGUCGCAGACCAUUGUUAGGGGCGAGGAAGCUCCGGAGAAUGCUUGGCCGUGGUAUGUCUUUCUUCUGGCACAUGAUUCUGGUGAAACUGCGACGUGUGGGGGUUCAAUUCUCACCGAGUGGUGGAUCCAUACAGCCGGGCACUGUAUGAUUUCACCGAAUUCUACUGUCAUGGUUUAUUUUGGAUUAAAUGACAUGACACAACUAGACACGACAAAACAUAUAAAAGCUGAGAAACAUUUUACAAAAUUGUAUUCUAAAGAUGGGAUUCUUUACAAUGAUAUCAUGAUUCUCAAGCUUGAAUCUCCAAUAACCUUCUCUGACGCAAUCAGGCCGAAGAGGAUAUGA
Molecule: messenger RNA, 504 nt
Organism: Physella acuta
Lineage: Eukaryota; Metazoa; Mollusca; Gastropoda; Physidae
Product: chymotrypsin-like protease CTRL-1
Biological process (GO): proteolysis
Molecular function (GO): serine-type endopeptidase activity
Source: RefSeq, a predicted model, not a curated record